Molecule: messenger RNA, 7898 nt
Organism: Pangasianodon hypophthalmus (striped catfish)
Lineage: Eukaryota; Metazoa; Chordata; Actinopteri; Siluriformes; Pangasiidae
Gene: arhgef18b
Product: rho/rac guanine nucleotide exchange factor (GEF) 18b
Exons: 30
Coding region: 16-4509 (1497 amino acids)
Biological process (GO): small GTPase-mediated signal transduction
Molecular function (GO): guanyl-nucleotide exchange factor activity
Source: RefSeq, a predicted model, not a curated record
UCUCGUCUCUGCUGCAUGUCAGGGUUCUAUGUGUUUUUCUUGCUCUACUGCUUGAAUGUGUUCUCGAUGGCUGAUUCUCUCCUCAACCACUCCUGGCCGUCCUUCUCCAAGUUCUGGAUGAAACGAUGGUCCUUUAAAAGAGCUUCAGAGGGUAAACCAUGCACACGGCCAAGCGCUCCGGUCUCAGGGAUGAGAGCUUCCUCCUCACCUUCACCUGACAGCUUCCUCAGCAACACAUCUGAAGAUCAGAGUUCCUGUUUAGUUGAGAGCGAUUUCGAGUGCGGGACAGACGACUUAUUUGACCUGAACUCUUCUCUGAGAGACUCUGAGUAUUUCAGAGACCUGCAGGCCAGACCUGGUGGGGAGUGUGAGCCUUCUGAGAGCCCUCUGUCUGUGUUUAUUGACCCAGGGGACAAAACACAGCUCAGUCCCGGACUAUUCUUCUACCCAUCACCCAUGUUGCACUGUGGAUCGUACGUAGAAAAUCUCUCACCAUCCCACAGUAAGACGAACCUGCUGUCUGAUCAGGGAGAGACGAUGGAAUCGGCAGAGUGUUUGGACGAGCUGUGCAUGGACGACUUGGACAGCGCCAGUCUCCCCAUCCUGGUCAGGUCUAUGUCCACCUCGCGGAGACACAGUUCGGACAUCCCACUGAAUCCACUCGACCUGGGGAGAAGGUUUAGUCUGGACACCAGGAGUAUAGACAGUGACGGGGAGCGAGAUGAUCAGAGCCAGUCUCAGAGCUCGGUGGAGGAGUUCGCUACAUCCAAAGAAACAGAGCUCACCAAAUCCCCACAGCCGCCCACCCCAAGGAGGAUGGUGUAUUCCCGAUCCGAGAUUGUGUUGUCAGAUGAAAAGUCUCAAGCUGAGAGGGUCUCACGCAUUCUGGAAACUUCUAAACAGGCAGCCCGAGCUGCCGGAGAGGAACACUACUCGGAUGAGAAUUUGCGCUCAGCAGAAGGCCAAUGUCACAUGGCCAAUCGCAGAACAUCGAGUCCUGACAGGAAAGAAAAUGUCACCUGGUAUGAGUUUCUCUCCAUUGAGAAUGAGGAAGAGGAGGAAAGAGUGGAAAGAGCAGAGAAGGGCACAAAGGUGAAGCGCACUCUGAGCUCACUGAGGAACCGAGUGACCGGAUCCUUCAACAAAGACAAGGGUAAGAGCCGUGAAAAAGAGCAGCAGAAAGAGAGAGACAGAGAGAGGGAAAAGGAGAAAGAGAAGGAGAAAGAGAGGGAAAGGGAGCUGAAGGAGAAGGAGAGCGCUUGUAUGGUUAGCAGCAGCUGUAAUGGCCACGAGCUUGUGCGUGGCUCUUUCUCGAGCCGAGCCACGUGCUCACUGUGCAGCAAGACCCUGCAGAGGAAGCAUGGUCUGCAGUGUGUCAAUUGUGCUGUUAACGUUCACAAAAGCUGUAAGAGUCUCCUGCCUGAGUGUAGCAACAGUAAGAACAAGAGUAAAGAUUUUGCCCAGAAGAGCCAAGCAGCUGCUCAAUCCAGUAAUCAAGCCUCGAGGGAGCCGUGCCUCGCCUCUGAUGGCGCCAUCCGCACGGAUACAGGCAUGACCGUCCUGCCCCGAGGAGCCAGCAGGCAGCAAAACGCUCACAGCACCAACCACACGCUCAGCCACACCAGCAGCUCCAGCUCUAUUACAGGGGAGAUGGAUGAAGUAGACACGUUCAGAGCUAAACGCCACGCUGAGGACACCAUCUCCAUCACCCCGUCUACUGCCGAGUCCGUCAUCGUGGAAGAUGCAUACUACAACGUGCGAGUGGAGCUGGACUCAAUGGCUCAGGACUUUGAGGUGGAGUCGUGGAGUUUGGCCGUGGAUCAACACUUCUUAAAGAAACAUUCCAAAGAAGUGAUUAAGAGACAGGAUGUGAUAUACGAGCUGAUCCAGACAGAGAUGCAUCACGUGCGUACGCUGAAGAUCAUGCUGCUAGUGUACGUGCACGAGCUGCGUGAGACUCUGCAGCUGGACGAACGCAGACUGGACUGUUUAUUCCCGCAGUUGGAAAGCCUGCUAGAACUACACGGCCAUUUCCUGUCCCGCCUCCGAGGGCGACGCCAGGACACGCUGGAGCCGGGAAGCGAACACAACUACGUCAUCCACAGCGUGGCAGAUAUCCUCAGUGACCAGUUUUCAGGUGAACUCGGAGAGCGGAUGAAGGAAAGCUACGGCGCGUUCUGCAGUCACCACACCGAAGCCGUCAACUACUACAAAGAGCAGCUGCAGAGCAACAAGAAAUUUCAGAACCAUAUAAGGAAAAUAAACAACUUGUCCAUCGUGCGACGGCUCGGCAUUCCUGAGUGCAUCCUGCUCGUCACGCAGCGCAUCACCAAAUAUCCCGUUCUGGUGGAGCGCAUGCUGCAGUACACAGAAGCCGACUCUGAGGAACACACGGAGCUGGCACAAGCUCUGAGUCUGAUUAAAAGUGCCAUCAUGCAUGUGGAUGCCCAGGUGAGUCUGUAUGAGAAGGAGACACGCCUCAAAGAGAUCGCCGCCAAGAUGGAGCCUAAAGCAUUCGGCAAGAUUAAAGAUGGCCGCAUCUUCAGGAGGGAGGACGUGACACAGGGCAGGAGGCUGCUGUAUGAGGGCACAGUCAACUGGAAGGCCGCCUCCGGCAGACUCAAGGAUAUCCUAGCUGUGCUGCUCACAGACGUUCUGCUCCUGCUACAAGACAAGGACCAGAGAUAUGUUUUCUCUGCUGUGGACGGGAAGCCGUCGGUGAUCUCACUGCAGAAGCUAAUCGUCAGAGAGGUGGCACAUGAGGAAAAGGCAAUGUUCCUCAUCUGCGCCUCCUCCAACGAGCCCGAGAUGUACGAGAUCCACACGUCCUCUAAAGAGGAGCGCAACACCUGGAUCACGCACAUCCGCCAGGCCGUAGACAGCUGUCCUCACACAGAGCAGAGACUCUUUACUGAAGAGGAGGGAGCAAGACUGCAACGCUUCAGAGAAAUUCAAGAGCAUCUGACGGUGAAGGACGCUCAGAUAAGGCAGGCUCUCAAGGACAAGCUGCAGUUGUAUGCCGACCUGGCCGAGUGUGUGGGUAUUUUGGAGGACACAGGAGCUCAUCGUCAUCUUCUGCUGCGGGGAGACACCUCAGAACUCCAGCAGGGGGAGCAGCUGCUCAAGGGAGCCAUAACAGAGGUGGAGAACCUACAGAACAUUCUGGUGUCCAGUGCGAGAGAUCUUCCACAGACAGAAGAGAAUCAGAGUUCCAGCUCACUGCCCAGGAGAGCAGGAACGUUCGGGGGCUACGACAGCACCAUCAGUUUACUGCAGAAGCAAGGCAGCAUGAAGAAACACUCGAAUGGAGCAGGAAAGUCCAGGGAGAGAAGUCAGAGAGCUAGUUCCGACCCUCAGCUUAAAGAAAUGUGUGCCAGUCAGGGACUGGAAGAGGCUGAUAACAUUUCUUCACCCAGCUGGAAUAUGAUCUGCUCCAGAUUUCCAAACACAGAGUUCUCUGACCGGGUUCUCCUGCUUUCCCAGCGGCUCUACAGUCUACAGGCGAUUGUGUCUCAGCAGGACAGCAUGAUCGAGCUGCAGCGGGCAUCUCUGUUCUCGGCGGAGCGCCAGCGAGGCACGGACGUACUCCUCGAGCAGGAGAAACAGAGGAACCUGGAGAAGCACCGUGAGGAGAUGGCUCAUUUCCAGCGUGUCCAGGCACAGCAGCAGCAGGAGCAAGAGCGCUGGGAGCGUGAUCGAACGAAGCAGUUGAAACAGAACGAGGCUGAGCAGCUUCGGCUGCAGGAGCGAGAGGAUGCGUGCAAGAAGCUGGAGGAGAGACUUGCCCAGGAGAGACAGGAGCUGCAGAACCAGAGGCAGAAGUACCAGCAGGACCUGGAGAGAUUACGAGAAUCCACGCGGGCUGUAGAGAAGGAGCGAGAGAAGCUUGAACAGCAAAGGAAAAUGAAGAAACGCCAUACGGCACCCAACACGGCAACAACUUAUGGCCAUGACACAUCGCAGCUCACCAUGUCCUCCAGUUUUAAUGGUGACAUCCUGGGAAACUCUGGAACGGAUUCGGUCCCCCCGUCCCUCUGUCAGCUCCGCCCCACCGUCUCGUUAUCUACUGCUGAUUACUCCGAUAGGAUAGACGUGCCGCCGCGCCGGGAGAGUGGCACCGCCGUGCCCGCCAAAACCGAGGUGCCCAUCCACCUGGUCAGCGCCACCAACCAGCUGCACAAACAGGGCGGAGUCCAGCAGCAGAUCCCCACCAAGCUCGCCACACUGAAGAGCAAGGACAAGAGCACCAAAAGCAAAGGCUCACAUCGCACAGAAAGCUCAGCUUCAGUAGACAUGAAGCAGAAGCUGUCGAAACUGUCGUCCAGAGAAACAGAGAGUUCUGUAAAAGCUCGUCGCUCCAUCAGUCCUCAUCAGCAGCCUCAACUUGCUCCGCCUCCAGUUACAGAUGUCCACAUCAUUGGAGACAAAUAUACCCCUGAGCCUCUGAGCCUCCUGCACUCCUAUCCUCUCCCUGACGACAAAGACAAGGAGGACGUCGUCUUUUUCUGAGUGUCUCAGUGCAUGCUGGGAUAUGCCACAUGCCUCAGUGCAUGCUGGGAUGCGCCACACAGAGCUUAACAAGAGCAACAAGAGUUUUUACCAUUUUAGCUGCCUGGAGGAAAAAAAUCUCACACUUUAAGAUUUCCUUUUUAAUUAUUGCCAAUAGAUUUUUCCUACCUUUCAGUAGAAGAACCGGAUAAAUGAAGAGGAUAAAGAAGUUUUUAGUGGAAGAAAUUAAAUCUCAGAGGAACAUCUGGGACAAUCCAAAGGCCAGUGGAAGCAUGAGGAGCAGCAUGAGGUGACUGAAAUGAAAUGAAGGAUGUGCAUGAACAGGGAUGAGCUGUGUGUGCACUUAACUCCAAACCUUAUUUCUAGAAAAAACUUUACGGAAGGAUUUUUUGGUGUGUCGCAGAUCAGAACAGAAAGAAAAAAAAAGCACAAAUUUUCAGAUGAGUGAGUGCUGUUUAAGAAGGAAGCUGUUUAUCAUGCUAGGACUUCAUUUCACUGUUGGGCUGAGAAUUAAUGCGUCACUUUUUGUAUUGAUUGUCAAGUUUAUUGAUUUUUAGCCUGCACAAUAUAAAGCGCUCGUCAUAUUAGAUUAUAUAAAACAAUGAAAUCCAACAAGUUAUCUUAAAACCUGCCAUGUUAAUACCCUUCCUAAAAUCUUUUUAUUAUCAAAUAAAAUAGAUUUAUUAGUAAUAAUUAGGGCUGCAUCGAUCAAAUCAGGCUGAUAAAAUCCUUAAACCCUGGAUUGAUAUUUUGGCUUUUUUUUUUUUUUUUUUUUAGAUCUUAGACUUUAGACUCUGAUAUUUAAAAUAAACAAAUACUAUUAUUAAUGUUGAAGUUGGAAUGCACUGAUACAAUACUGAUCCUAUAUACUGAAUCGAUAUCCAAUCAAAUCUAUUGUCAUUUUCCAAUUUAAUCUAUUGAUUAGUUUGAGUACAUUUAACACAGCAACAUCUUUGAAACAAAAUAUCAGCUGAUAAUCAGAGCUCUAAAUAUCGAAAAUAUAUGUUUGCCUGAGUUAUACUAACAUUGUCUUUCUGAAGAUGUUCCUUGUUAUGGAUAAGUACUACUGAAUGGAUGUUAACAUGGUGGCUGGAACACAAUACUUACCUUCAGGGCAUGUUAAGUUUGUCAGCUUCAUCUUCUGUUUCUCUCAGUGCCAAACGGAUCAAACAGUCGAGGAUCAGACUUGUGCCUCUCUGUGCUUUAAUGAUGUGUGCACUGAGAGUGAGCUCAUUAAACACAUAAUGCAUGCUGACGAGUGCAGAUGAAGACUCUGAAAUCUGAAAAAUAUGUGCAUGUGUGCGCACACUUUCCUUAUUUAACAUCUACGUUUAAGCUUUUCACAACUUUUUUCAGUAAUAUUUUCUUUUCCAGCUGCUGUUGGAUCAAACAGGAAACUAAAGUUCACUAAGCUGAUUUUUUAAAAAUGUAUUUAUUUAUUUUAUUUUGCGACACACAGCAUCACGACUCGAAUCGAAUCAGCUUGAUUAGAGAGGGACAUGCUGUUGAAAAUUGAAAAUAUGGACAGCCAAUGAAAAAGUGAAGAUACCAGAAAAUAACACACUGAAGGUGGUGCUGAAGAAUUCAUGAAAUGAAGUAUAGUGUGUUAUUUCCUUUUUUUUUUUUUUUAUUGGUUCAAUUUUUUUUAUUUUUAAUUUUUUUUAAUUGCUUACACCAUGGCCGUGAAGUAGAGCAUGGGUUGUCCACUGAUGUGGACCCAACAAAGUGUUAAUUGUGUUAAUUAAUUGACUUGAACUGAGCAGUCGAAAUAUCCGGGAAUCUGACCAUAAAUCAGCUUUCAAACCGUGAACCAUCACAGGUACUCUGUUGCAGCCAAUUAAAAAAAAAGAAAACAAUUAAAUCAUUAAAAAAUGGCACCUGUUAGGCAAUCAGAAGCGAGUAGUUUGUGGCGAGUAAAAACAAUAUCUUACCGUUAUACUGUUACUGCUAUGGCUAUGUCUUGUCUUAAUUUGUAACAUUUCCAUGCUCUAUAAAUCAUUAUUUUCUGUGCAGUUAAACAAUAUUUCUUUGUGUAACAGCACAUUAAUGAAGCGUAAAUGAUUGUCAUGGUUACAUGCUAACAAGGUUACAUAGUAUGUGGAAACCCUGAUUUAGAACUGAUGUAGAUUAAAUAACAGCACCUGAUAGCCAAUCAGAAACGAGUAUUUUUUGGCCAGUGAAAAUGAGUUUGCUACGACGGUACUGUUGCUACUUUGGUUACAUAUCAGAAUCAUUUGCAAUUCAAUUGCAGUUUAAUUGUAAUAUAAACGUAUUUUGUUUGUUUAACAGCCCAUUAGUGAUGCAUAAAUGGUUGUCAUGGUUACAUUCCAGCACGAUUACAGAAUAUCGGAAGCACUGAUUUAGAACUGAUCUAUGUUUAAAAAAAAAAAACAGCACCUGUUAUUCAAUCAGAACUAAGUGUUUUUGUGGCCAUGGUGAAAGUUUGUAAUUUGAUGUGUUGUGAUCAUUUCUAUGCCUUUCUUUUUUGCACACUCCAUUGUGUGAAUCUCAGACUCGGAUGAAUCUUACAGGAUGUGAAAUCCGAACAUCUCGACUCACGCUAAAGAACUCCCCCGUGAUCAGAGCUCACACUCUGGAAAGAGAUUUGUAUAUUUGCUGUUUGAACUACUGCAGAGUGCGGGGUCUCCAUGUAUGAGCUGGAGGUUUCACUGUGUAAAUAUUGUACAUAUGAUGUAGAUUUCAUGCUGUGAUGUCUUAUAUGAUGUCCAACGGACUUUAGCGCACAUUUUUCAUGAAGUAAGGGAAUGAGAUCCUUCGUCGAAAAAAAGACAAAUGCUGUAAUUCUUCCUAGACUAUCAGUUAUUGUACUUUCUCCUAUGUGGCAUUGACAGAUCUGUUUUAAUCAGAAAUGAAGCCUUAUUCUAAGAUCGUCCUUUAGUGAGGAACCAAAGAUUCACUCCGAGACUGUAACAGCACCGUGACUGUAUCAUUUCCUCUCAACUGUAACAAAAAAUCUCUCUCACUUCUCUCAUGACCACUGUGUUAAAGUUUUAAAAUAAUCCUCCUUUACCAAGUUGUAAUGUUUCCUUUUAUUCGGAGAUGAAGUGGUUUAUUCAGCCAUGUCUUUUUUUUUUUUCGUCUACCGUGACGCUGUGCUCUGGUAUAGCACCUUUUCCUGUAAUUUGUUUAAAAAAAAAUCUUCAUUGCCAAUUACACUAGUCACUUUUAGUAGGGAACUUGACGAGGAGUGUGAAUGUGGCGUUUUGUGUGCUUGUAUUUUUCCAGAUGUUUUUCCAGAUGUUUGUAGCACGCAGGACCACUGUGAUUAUUUUCUACUUAGUAUAUUUUACUCACAAAGAAAUCUAGCUGUAAGACACAAAAAACACCUUAGAGACGUUUCCAUUUUAGUAAUAAAACAUUUGAUGGUG